AUGCCACCAAGUCAUUCGAAGGUCAAGUGCGGCAGCGCAGCUGACGCCACCCACACUCGACCGCUUCUGCAUGAAGGUGGAAUGCCAUCAGAUGCUCCCGCAGAGCCUUUGCUGCACCCCGCUGCUGAAAGCACCAGACGAGGCGCACUACCGACCUGUCCCGCCACCGCUGAGUGCUGGGCCGAAGAUGCCAUCAGCGCGGCAAAAAGCACCGAGUGA
Symbiodinium sp. CCMP2456 is the source of this 219-nucleotide messenger RNA. The record is from the annotation of a GenBank genome assembly. Lineage: Eukaryota; Dinophyceae; Suessiales; Symbiodiniaceae.